AUCACAGAAAUAAAUUACAUUUUAAAGUAUAUUAAAAUAGAAAACAGUUAGUUUAAGCUGUACUAGCAUUUCACAGUAUAACUGUUGUUUACUGUAUUUUUUAUUUUAAUCAAAUAAAUGCAGGAUUGAUGAGAAUAAGAGACUUCUUUCAAAAACAUAAAAAAAACAGUAAUUUGUCCAAAUUUUUGACAAGUCCUGUAUGUGUCCUUUUAUUUUUUUUCCAUAGGAGAGCUGCUUGGUGUUGACUACCUCCUGAGUCAGACCGGACAGCCCCUGGUGGUGGACCCCGACUCAGAAGAGACAGAGAACAUGCUGGAGGAUGUGGAUGAAGGCGAGGAUGAAGAAGAUGGGGGCUUCGGGGAAGACCAUGACAUUACUCUGUCAAGUCUUACCGAUGACCCAAGCUUCUCUGUCUCCUCCCAUUUUCUGCCCUCCUCUGAGUCUCUCUCCUCCGCCCUGGCUGCUGCCUCCUCUGCCCAGCCUGCUGCCUCCUCCGCCCAGCCUGCUGCCUCCUCCACCCUGGCUGCUGCCUCCUCUGCCCAGCCUGCUGCCUCCGCCGCCCUGGCUGCUGCCUCCUCCGCCCAGCCUGCUGCCUCCUCCACCCUGGCUGCUGCCUCCUCUAACCAGCCUGCUGCCUCCUCUAACCAGCCUGCUGCCUCCUCCACCCUGGCUGCUGCCUCCUCCAUCCAUCCUGCCACCGCCUCCACCCUGGCUGCCGCCUCCUCCACCAUGGCUGCUGCCUCCUCUAACCAGCCUGCUGCCUCCUCUAACCAGCCUGCUGCCUCCUCUAACCAGCCUGCUGCCUCCUCCACCCUGGCUGCUGCCUCCUCCGCCCAGCCUGCUGCCUCCUCUGCCCAGCCUGCUGCCUCCUCCACCCUGGCUGCUGCCUCCUCUGCCCAGCCUGCUGCCUCCUCCGCCCAGCCCUGCCUGCCUCCGCCGCCCUGGCUGCUCCUGCUGCCUCCUCCGCCCAGCCUGCUGCCUCCUCCGCCCAGCCUGCUGCCUCCUCCGCCCAGCCUGCUGCCUCCGCCGACCCUGGCUGCUGCCUCCUCCACCCAGCCUGCUGCCUCCUCCACCCUGGCUGCUGCCUCCUCCGCCCAGCCUGCUGCCUCCUCCACACCAGGUGCAUCAGCAUCUCCUGAUGAGUCUGUGGCUUUGGAUAGUGUUGGUGUGCCAGGCAUGGACAGAGUCGACAGCCUAGCGGAGUAUCUGGUGGAGCUUAGGAACCAGCCCUCUCUGGUCCUCACCAACCAGCAGGUGAGCAAUAUAGUUGCUCUUUGGCAGAACCUGCUUGAUUAUGAUAAGCAAAGGGUGGUGUUUGCUGCCAGACACCAGAGCAGGCUGGACACAGGGAGGUUCAGGUCCCCCAAGAAGAGGCAGGAGUUCACUCCAGGGGUGGAAACUGUGAAGAGGCACGCACUCACCACCACAGCCCCACUUGCCCAAUGGCCAGAUUGUUGUCGCCUGAUAGAGAACAUUUUUGUAAAGCUCUGUGCCAUCCAUAAGAGUCCUAAAAAGAAGGGGACAAGCACAGUGUCCAGGUGGGUCCUCAUCUUGGAGGACUACAAGAAAAUCAGGCAGCGCAUUCUGGCCAAUGCUGCUGUUAUGCAGCAGACCACCCUUCAGCUGGUGGAUGUGAGUCACACAACAUUGGUUCAGUGGCACAACAAGAGAGUGAAAAGGCAGGACAGUGCAGUAUUGAUGCAAGGGCUGCAACUGCCAAGCCGCUUGUCUGUGGCGGCUGACCUCUACUACCUGCCAAUGUGCGCCCCCCGUCUGCGCCCCCCCAACCAGGUCCAGCUCAUCAAUACCACCUGCCCAGUAGCACCGUGGGCCAGGCACAGACAAAGAGGAAGAGGAAAAUACCUUCAGCCCCAGUGGUUUUGUCACCGCCAGCUGAGACACCUCAAACCCAGCGGCAACUCUUUCCCUGCUCCACCCCCAGGUGCUCAACUGGUGUUGCUGACGCCAAUGGCCUCACAGGGACUAACAGGGCCUCUCCUAGUUGCUGCUCCACAGGCUCUCAUGACCAGCCUCUCUUCUGCCCCUCCUGCUGCCCCAGUUCGAAAGCUGACACGCAAAGUACAGCACAACACAUGCAAAAAAUGCGGGCAGUUCAGGACAGCAGAGACUGGGCAUAGCCAGUACAAGGGCAUUAUAUACUGCCCCUCUGUAGAGACUGUGCCAAAGGAGCAGUGCAUCACUGAUCAGUCUUAG
This is a messenger RNA of Cyprinus carpio (common carp), 2214 nucleotides long. Its product is annotated as proline-rich protein 12-like. The transcript is spliced from 5 exons. Lineage: Eukaryota; Metazoa; Chordata; Actinopteri; Cypriniformes; Cyprinidae. Bases 310 to 2214 code for a protein of 634 amino acids. The record is from RefSeq and is a predicted model, not a curated record.